CGGCCGCGAGAAUUGAGCUGUUUUGUAAUUUAGUCUCAAUUCCCUUGGGGAUUUUAUCGAUUGAUUGGAACAGAACCGGGCCAGAAGAACAUUCGAAUAAUUUGUAAGACAUAAAGUGUUUAACUGUGCAACAUGACUGGACGUGGCCGUAACCAAGGAACGAAGCUCGAAAGUACCAUCGAGCAGUGUCGCAGUGAAGGACGAUGGAAACGAGUGAUCGAACUGGCCGAAGAACUAAAAACGGGAUAUCCGCAAGAAUGUCUCGCCAACUUUCUCACUGGCGAAGGAAAGCUUGAAUGCUACCUUGAAGAGCAUCCGCCGAUAGAGGACAACUACUCCAAAGCCAAACUGGGACUAUCCGAGGCUAAGCGCUAUUUGAACUCCGUCACUGGUGAGAACGGAAAGAAGGCUGGCUUUGCAUUGGAUGCACAUUUGCUACUAGCUAAGCUGUACUUCGCAUGCGGUCAGUAUGAAGAGUCACUGCAGAACUUUGUGCUGGCGGAAUUGAACACACUUUCGGAGAAGCAUCUUUCGUCAAGAAGCAUACGAAUUCUUGCUGAAUCGUACGCCAUCAAGGGCAUGUGUUUGGAGAAGAAGGGCUCCAAAGCACCGUCCAAGUUUAAGCAGGCCGAGCAGGAGACGGAAAUGAUAACUUGCUUUGAACGAGCGGCCGAUCUCGGUAUCCUUUACCUACAGGGUCAGGACAAUAACAAUCAGGGCGAAGUGCGUCGAAUGGGUGCAAUCCUCGAGACAGGUCUGCAGAGGGCACCGAUCGUACUGAUAAAGGCAGGCAAACUGCAAAACGCCAUUGACCGUUACCGGGUGAUGUUGAGUGCGAUCGAAACGAAGGCAACUCAAACGUUGCGGCUUACCCUUGCCCGGCAGCUGGCGGAAGUUUUGUUGCGUGGCGUAUCAGGUACUAUUUACACACUCCCGGCUAGUAACACUCCGACGCGCAGUGCCUCGGGUAGUAACAAACGUCUCUGGGAGCCGCGCAAAUAUUCCGGCCGGCAACAAUUCAUCCCGAAGAAUCAACACGAAGAAACGAUCCUUUUAUUGCUUAUCGCGGAAACCCUCGCCGUUCGGGAUGCCGUUUUGUCACAAUCGCCCGAAUUCCGCGAUGCACGCUUACAUUCGCUUGGUAAUGCGACGGCAAUAUACGAUCUAAUGACGUUGGCCACCGUACGAUGGAAUCAAGUUGCACUGCUUCACGAUUCGCUCGAGAAAGCAUUGAAAUUUGCGUUUGGGGAAAGUCACGUGUGGAAGCAGUACGCCACCUGUCUGAUGGCCCUCGGGCGCUACAAACAUGCCGUUUGUGCUCUCAAACAACAUUCCAACCUAGAGCCUGGGGAUAGUGUGUCAUGCCUAAUGGCUGCCCGCGUUUGCUACGAGCAUUUGGAUCAGGUGAAGGAGGGACUUGCUUUCGCCGAAGAUGCUCUGCGGAAAGAGCUGAAAAGUCCUAUUGGACGAAGAUCGCGUGCUCAGCUUUACGUCGGUAUUGGACUGCAGCAGAUGGCCGUAUCAUCGAAUUUGGUUUCGGAGCGGGAUCGCUACAAUCGGCUUGCGUACGAGGCGCUAGAGCGUGCUGUCCAGCAGGAUCCAAACGAUCAUCUGGUUGAGUAUUAUUUGGCCUGCCAGCAUGCCCACAAUUACAACAUUACGGAAGCACUGGUGCACAUAACGACAGCACUGUCGCUGCGUGCCGAACAUGCAUCUAGCUUAUUGUUGUUCGCUCUACUACUAACGGCAAACCGUCGUCCAAAGGAAGCACUCGCUGUGGUUCAGGAUGCAGUCGAAGAGUUCCCGGACAAUUUGAAUCUGCUGCACGUAAAGGCACACCUUGAGUUAUAUCUGCGCGAUGUCGAGACGGCCCUAGAAACGGUACAGCAGAUGUUUGCCAUUUGGCGAGAGGUUUACGAGGUACAGCUUGCCAACGCGGCUAACGAGCAUGAUAACGAGAAGCAUUCGGAUACGCGUAGCGUUAUCCAGAUGCAAUCGUCCCAAAUGUCCGAUAAGGAUUCAAAUUCUAUCCACGCUGCAUCGCUGGCAGCAUCGCGCAUUGAACAUGCACUUAGCGAAGCGGCUAGCUCACUUAGUUCGUUCAGUCCUCGGCCCGGACCACAGAAGGCUUGGAUGAUUCAAUUCAAGAUUUGGCUCCUGCUGGCGGAUGUGUAUCUAGCAAUCGAACAACCAAAUGAAGCAAUCAACUGCAUCCAGGAAGCAAGUCUAAUUAAUCCCGUUUCGCACCAAGUUAUGUACAUGCGCGGCCAAAUUCAUAUCUUCCAAUCACAGUGGCAUGAAGCCAAACAGUGCUUCCUUAAUGCCGUUUCCGCCAAUCCAUACCACACGGACGCUUUGCGUGCUCUCGGUGAAGCACAUCUGACACUCGGUGAACCCCGGUUGGCGGAAAAGACGCUCAAGGAUGCAGCCAAAAUUGAUCCUAACUGUCCCAAGAUAUGGUUCUUGCUCGGGCGCGUUAUGGAAAGUCUUGGUGAUUAUACGGCUUCGGCUGAUUGUAUGUCGACGGCAUUACAGCUAGAGCCGUACUGCCCGGUGCUACCGUUCAAUGCAAUCGGCUUGGUUUUCGAUUAAGAAUGCAACUAAAUAUUUAAUCCUGCUCGUAACAGCUAACUUAACACCACCACCACGGGUACAUAAUGUAUAGCAGUGAAGACGUUCGUUCAUUUGACUAUUCUUCAUCGAUCGUUGACUAAUUUUAGGAUCCAGAUAAUCAACCAGUGUUAUGCUCUCCACCCUCCUUUACAUUGUCCCCUUGUAUCUUGGCGUGAGCAUAAUCAUAUCAGUUUUAAUAUCGCAAGUGACAAAAAAGACGGUAGACGGUCUCUGGAAGAACAAAAGUAUUAUGUCACGUUGCGUGUCAUUCUUUGGUAGAGUAAACAUGUGGUUCCUUUUCUUCGGGGUGGGAUGCAUUUUUAAGAUUUCUUGUCUUGUUUUAUAAUUUGCGCGGUGCAUUUGUAUUUGUUAUACCUUUCAGUCAUAAUAAUAUUGUUCCCAAGUAAUUUUACUUUAUCACUCUGUGAUCGUAUCGUUAUUAGUUAAAAUUGAUGUGGUGUUUUCUAUGGGGCACAUGUUUGAGAAGGUUAAUUCAUCUCGGGUAUUCAAUACGCGUGCAUACAUUGCAGAUAGCACCUUUUGUUAACUUCUCUACUGCGGAAUGAUGAUGUAUUAUCAAUAGUCAUGUUUAAGGAAAUGGAAACCAAAUAAGUAUACAAUAAAGUUCG
This is a messenger RNA of Anopheles moucheti, 3242 nucleotides long. RefSeq names its product tetratricopeptide repeat protein 7B (gene Ttc7). Gene Ontology annotation, molecular function: protein binding. The transcript is spliced from 6 exons. The record is from RefSeq and is a predicted model, not a curated record. Bases 133 to 2592 code for a protein of 819 amino acids. Gene Ontology annotation, cellular component: plasma membrane. NCBI's taxonomy places the organism in Eukaryota, Metazoa, Arthropoda, Insecta, Diptera, Culicidae. Gene Ontology annotation, biological process: phosphatidylinositol phosphate biosynthetic process; protein localization to plasma membrane.